Messenger RNA from Raphanus sativus (radish), 1317 nucleotides. Its product is annotated as UDP-D-xylose:L-fucose alpha-1,3-D-xylosyltransferase MGP4-like. The transcript has 4 exons. The record is from RefSeq and is a predicted model, not a curated record. NCBI's taxonomy places the organism in Eukaryota, Viridiplantae, Streptophyta, Magnoliopsida, Brassicales, Brassicaceae. Gene Ontology annotation, cellular component: Golgi apparatus. Gene Ontology annotation, molecular function: glycosyltransferase activity. The coding region runs from base 1 to 1029 and encodes 342 amino acids.
AUGGAAAAGCAAAAGCAAAAGCUAUUCUCUUCGGCCUAUCAUCUUUCUCAUUCUUCAACCUCCAUCCUCAGCCGCAAUGGUCUCCUCCUUUUUGUCUCUCUCCUCGUUUUCCUCGGUGUGUUCUUACCCUUGUUCCUGUUUCCAAACACAUACUCUCCUUCUUCUUUGCCCUCCAAAUGGAACGACUAUUCCCUUGCUAGAGCCGCCAAAUUCGUCGCUAAGAAUGGUACUUUGAUCGUCUGCACCGUAAGCUAUCCCUUCUUCCCUUUCCUCAAUAACUGGUUGAUUAGUGUCUCGAGGCAGAAGCAUCAGGACAAGGUUCUCGUGAUCGCUGAGGAUUACGCUACUCUAUACAAAGUCAACUCCAAGUGGCCUUGUCAUGCCGUUCUCAUUCCUCCAGCUCUUGAUUCUCAAACCGCACACAACUUUGGUUCCCAGGGUUUCUUCAAUUUUACAUCUCGAAGACCAGAACAUCUCUUAAAACUUUUGGAGCUAGGUUACAAUGUUAUGUACAACGAUGUUGAUAUGGUGUGGUUACAAGAUCCAUUUCCGUAUCUAGAAGGAAACCACGACGUGUACUUCAUGGAUGACGAAACUGCAAUUAAGCCUUUGAGUCACUCUCAUGACUUACCACCUUAUGCUCGAGAUGGAAGGACUAAUAUAUGUAGCUGCAUGAUAUUCUUACGUCCCACUAAUGGUGCAAAGCUUCUAAUGAAGCAAUGGAUUGAGGAAAUUCAUGCACAACCUUGGUCUAAAGAUAAUAAAGGAAAUGAUCAGCCUGGUUUUAACUGGGCACUUGGCAAAACAGCUCAUCAGGUGGAUGUCUACUUGCUUUCUCAAGCAGCUUUCCCAACAGGAGGAGUGUACUUCAGGAACAGGACAUGGGCUAAAGAGACCAAGGGGAAACAUGUCAUAAUCCACAACAAUUACAUUGUUGGUUUCAACAACAAGAUGGAACGUUUCCGACAUUUUGGUCUAUGGCUAGUCGAUGAUCAUGCCCUUGAGUCCCCAUUGGGAAAACUAGAGUAAAUUUAAAUGGCGCUUGUUAUGUAUGAAUGUUAUAUAUGACUUUUUGAAACAUGAAAAACAGAACAUGGUACAAUGAUAACAUAGAUAGAUACUUGUUGAUUAUGAAUGAACAAAAGCAUAUUAUGGUUUCAAAAUACUGGAACAAAAAGGCAAGGACUACAUGCUUUUAUUAAGAAAAGAGAGUUUCGAUGUCUAAGAACCAAGACAGAUGUUUCUGCAUCAUUCAUGUACAGUUUAAACACACAUCUCGAUCAACUCAACAGCAAACAAAAAGGAAACUAAAGACUC